GACCCGCUUUGAGCACGCACACGCCGUAAUGUCGCACUAAAUACAUAUUUGUAGCACGAAGAAGUGAAAGUGUUGAUGUUAUUGACGAAUUUCAUGAGGGGAAAAGUCAUUAAUAUCGCGUUCCCGCGCAAAGGGAGAAGUGCCGUUAUGUUCAGAGAUUGUUUCGGAGGGAAGACUGCCCACUCGGCGCCAUCUUCCGGAACAGAGCAGCGCGAGGUUUUGGAGUUUAAAAAUCUGCUUUUCGACUCAAAUUUGAGUUAUAAAAAACGCUUUAAAAAUGUGUCUAUUCGGGCGGAAUGUGAACGUUAUCGUGUUUGUGAGAGGGAUUAGUUAGUUUGUUAAUCGACGCAAUCACGCAAUGCAUUGUGGGAAAGCCAAAUAAGUAAACACAACCUUCGAUCCUCAUUCCAUUGCAGGAACUGUUGUUCGUUCUUUUUAAAAUCAGUCAUGGUGUUCGUUGACACGUCGAAUGGAACAAAUAAAAAAAAUACAUUUUUAUAAAAUCGUCGUUUGAUUCGCGCAUGCGCACUCCACCCCGGAAGUUCCUCGGAGAUGUUGCCGCUGCUCAGGCUGCACGAUCAAAUGGCGUCAAGUGAAACAUUCCGCUGCUCAUAGGAGGCUUUUUAUUCGCCAUGGCUCACGCCAGCACCUUCGAGAAGGAGACGGAGCGAGAGACCAAGAAGCUGAUCAGGUGUGUUUGUGGUCAGGAGGACGAGGAGGAGCCCAACUUCCAGCUCGCACUCAAGUUUGCCUCCUCCAACUUCAGGUUCCAUCGUUUCCUGGAUGUGGACAGUCACAAGGUGCAGCGAAGCAUUAAUGGAAUCUACGAGAAGCUCAUGGUCCACUCAGAAGUCAGUAAAGCCGAAAGCUGGAUGAGGCUGACUGGCGAGUUCCUCAACUCCCCUUUGUUUACCAGCAGUGAAAAAAAGACCGACGUCCACUACGGCGUCCUAUCCCUGCUGCUCUGCUUGUCGGGGUCCCCCUCCAACACCAACUUCACGGAAAGACCCCGCGCGAAGGAGGCUGAGCCUGAGGACGAUUUUGACUGGGCUAAAUACCUGACGGAGGGAGAGGACUUGGACUUUGGGCCCUUCCCGGAUACUCCUGAGUGGUCCGAGGAGGAGACCGAGGAGGAGGAUGGCCGUCAGCCAAUCAGCAGGGAGGACUCUGGCAUCCAGCUGGACAAAACCCCCCAGGAGGACAAAGAGGGUGGAAGCAAGACGGUCCAGGUCACAUGGACAGUGGGCGAACCCGAUGCCCGGGUCUGGCUGGAGCACCACGUGGUGACCCCCUACUGGGUGGGACAAGCCCCUCGAUUCGCCCACAGCCUCCAUUUGCACUCCAAUCUGCUCAAUGUCUGGGACCAGCACCUGUACAACACCGACCCGCUCUACCUGCCAGAGGAAAAACCCUUCAUCACAGAGACACAGGUUAUCCGAGAAACGCUGUGGCUUCUGUCCGGGGUUAAAAGACACUUCAUCUUCCAGCACCACGACGGGAAAGUGUCCGUGAGGAACAACGUGGUGGUGACUCAUCUGACCAGCAACUGCCUGCGCUCCGUGCUGGAGCACGUGGCCGUGUACGGCCAGGCCGUGUCCAGGCUGCAGAGGUUCAUCGACGAGGUGACGGGGCACAGCCCGGAGCUGGGCCCGGCCGGAUCCGGCGCCAAGAGGGGCUCGGAACCUCCCUUCAGAACCUACCAGGCCUUCGUGUGGGCGCUCAACAAGUUCUUCGCCGGCUUCAAGGAGGAGCUGACCUCCAUCGAGAGAGGACUGGUGUGUGAAGAUGAAACCGUGACCCUGUCAGCCGUUCUGGAGCGCCUCGGUCCAAACCUGGCUCAGAUCAAAGUGCUCUACAAGGUCUUCUGCACCGGGGUGGCUGAGGUCCCCCCCGAGACCCCCAACGUGGUGCGGGCGUCCCACCUGCUCAACACCUUGUACAAAGCCAUCAGCGAUUACGACAGCGUUGGGGAAGCCUCCGAGCAAACGGUGGCAUUGCUCUUUUCACUCUGGACCGAGACCGUCAGACCCUACUUGGAGAUAGUGGACGAGUGGAUCGUCCACGGUCACCUGUUUGACCCCGCCAAAGAGUUCAUCAUCCAAAGGAACAAGGACGUGCCAGUCAACCACAGGGACUUCUGGUACGCCACCUACACGCUGUACAGCAUAUCUGAGGCGGUGGAGAGCGAGAUGAAUGACGCGGCCAGCGGGAGCUCGGCGGGCGACGGCAGCACCGGCAUCCGACAGCUCACCAUGGUGUCCUUCCUCAAGCCCGUCCUCAAGCAGAUCAUCAUGGCCGGGAAGUCCAUGCAGCUGCUCCGGAACCUGGACUGUAAAGACCCCCAGCAGACUGAGGGGUCCUCCCGAGAUGCCGAGCGUAAGAGUCUGUACACGCUGUUCCUGGAGUCGGUGCAGUCGCGCCUGUGCAGCCAGGACCAGUCCCCCACAGGCAUGGUGACGGAGCAGCAGGCCACCAGGAGGAGCCUGUUCAAGAUGCAGUCCAUCAUCGCACAACACCUGGAGAUGAACGACCUCCACGACCCCCUGCUGGCCAUCAACUUUGCCAGGCUCUACUUGGAGCAGAGCGACUUCCACCAGCGCUUCUCCAAGGACGGCUUCAUUGUGGACCGCUCCUCCCAGGCGGUCACCUGCCAGACUUUCCAGCUCACCUUGCGCUCCUGCCUCUACCCUCACAUCCAGAAGCGCUACAUCGAGUGCUGCGGGAACCUCAUGAAGACGCUGAAGAAGGACUACAAGCUGCUGGAGUACCUCCAAGCCAUGAGGAACUACUUCCUGCUGGAGGCCGGAGACACCAUGUACGACUUCUACACAGCCAUCUUCGACAAGGUGCGGGAGAAGGAGACCUGGCAGCAGCCGGCCUUCCUCAACGCCCAGCUGCAGGAGGCCGUGGGGCAGCGCUGCCCGGAGGACAGCAGCAGGUUGUCAAUCUUCUUGGAGACUAUGGACCCGGCCCGGAAAAAACAUCCCGUCAACAAUCUGGAAGUACUGACCCUCAGCUACAAGGUUCCCUGGCCUGUGGACAUUGUGAUCAGCUCCGAGUGCCAGAAAAUUUACAACCAGGUCUUCCUGCUGCUGCUGCAGAUCAAGUGGGCCAAGUACAGUUUGGACACGCUUCGAUUUAGUGAUUUCAUGGACUUCACCAAGAAAGUGGAAGGGGAGGUGGCUGACUACGUGAAGGCCAAGGAGUCACUCAAGCAGCAGAUUCAUCGCAUGUGUUUACUGAGAGUCAAACUCAUGCACUUUGUCAACAGCCUGCACAAUUACAUCAUGACCAGGAUCCUGCACAGCACCGGACUGGAGUUCCAGCACCAGGUGCAGGAAGCCAAAGACCUGGACCAGCUGAUCAAGAUCCACUACAGAUAUUUGGCAACCAUUCAUGACCGCUGCUUGCUGAGGGAGAAGGUCAGUUUCGUCAAGGAAGCCAUCAUGAAGGUGCUCAAUCUGGUCCUCAUCUUCUCGGACCGAUGGCAGGCCGGGUUCGGCGCGUGGAAGAUCGAGUCCAUUUACAAGAUGGAGUCCGACUUCAAGAACUGCCACAUGUUCCUAGUGACGAUCCUCAAUAAAGCUGUGUGUCGAGGCUCCUUCCCUCACCUGGAGUCCCUGGCCCUCUCGCUGAUGGCCGGCUUUGAGCAGUGCUGACAGUAAGUAGCACUCCAAGUCUGCUCCACAUCUUCUUCUUCUUCAUAAUGUCAGCCACAUAAAAUCCUGCACUCCAUCUUUUGGUACCGCGGAUUGCUACUCCUGAACUUGUACAGGUAUGGGAUUAGAGGAGUGGCCUUGUCUUGGCUCCAGAUUGACCUGAAGAACAGAUCCUAGUACGUCCACAGCAAUGGCACUGAUGCCCACUUGGGCCCUUAUCUAUAUUAAAGACUUUUUACUUUCAAAACUAUUUGAUUGUAUUCGCUGAUGACACCAACAUACUUAGUAAGAGGGGCUGUCCAAACUACUCAACCUCUUCAAUUUGCCCCCGGGAAGGCGUGAUUUGUUCAACGAAGAACCCCCCAUACUUGCCAACCCUCACAAUUUUCCCGGGAGACUCCCAGUGCCCCUCCCGAAAAUCUCCCGGGGCAACCAUUCUCCCGAAUUUCUCCUGAAUUCCACCCGGACAACAAUAUUGGGGGCGUGCCUUUAGCGUCCUGUCUCACCUGAAAAGGAGACUAUUAUAUCCAUAGGUUGAUCUAUAACCCAUAAAGUAGGCAGGCCCACAGCUACAGUGGGGCAAAAAAGUAUUUAGUGCAAGUUCUCCCACUUAAAAUGAUGACAUCCAUCCAUCCAUUUUCUACCGCUUAUUCCCUUUCGGGGUCGCGGGGGGGCGCUGGCGCCUAUCUCAGCUACAAUCGGGCGGAAGGCGGGGUACACCCUGGACAAGUCGCCACCUCAUCGCAGGGCCAACACAGAUAGACAGACAACAUUCACACACUAGGGCCAAUUUAGUGUUGCCAAUCAACCUAUCCCCAGGUGCAUGUCUUUGGAAGUGGGAGGGGCCUAUCCCCAGGUGCAUGUCCUUGGAAGUGGGAGGAAGCCGGAGUACCCGGAGGGAACCCACGCAUUCACGGGGAGAACAUGCAAACUCCACACAGAAAGAUCCCGAGCCUGGAUUUGAACCCAGGACUGCAGGACCUUCGUAUUGUGAGGCAGACGCACUAACCCCUCUGCCACCUGUAAUUUUUAUCAUAGUGAAGUGAAGUGAAUUAUAUUUAUAUAGCGCUUUUCUCAAGUGACUCAAAGUGCUUUUACAUAGUGACACCCAAUAUCUAAGUUACAAUUAAACCAGUGUGGGUGGCACUGGGAGCAGGUGGGUAAAGUGUCUUGCCCAAGGACACAACGGCAGUAACUAGGAUGGCACAAGUGGGAAUCGAACCUGCAACCCUCAAGUUGCUGGCACAGCCACUCUACCAACCGAACCAUACCGCCCCAUCAUAGGUACACUUCAACUGUUACAGACAGAAUGUGAAAAAAAAAUCCAGGAAUUUUUGAUAAUUUAUUUGUAAAUUAUGGUGGAAAAUAAGUAUUUGGUCAACCAUUCAAAGCUCUCAUUGAUGGAAGGAGGUUUUGGCUCAAAAUGUCACGAUACAUGGCCCCAUUCAUUCUUUCCUUAACACGGAUCGAUCGUCCUGUCUCCUUAGCAGAAAAACAGCCCCAAAGCAUGAUGUUUCCACCCCCAUGCUUCACAGUAGGUGUGGUGUUCUUGGGAUGCAACUCAGUAGUCUUCUUCCUCCAAACACGACGAGUUGAGUUUAUACCAAAAUGGAUACAUGGAUGAUACAGCAGAGGAUUGGGAGAAUGUCAUGUGGUCAGAUGAAACCAAAAUAGAACUUUUUCGUCUAGCUCUUCCCGGGGGAUCCCGAGGCGUUCCCAGGCUAGCCGGGAGACAUAGUCUUCCCAACGUGUCCUGGGUCUUCCCCGUGGCCUCCUACCGAAACACCUCCCUAGGGAAGUGUUCAGGUGGCAUCCUGACCAGAUGCCUGAACCACCUCAUCUGGCUCCUCUCCAUGUGGAGGAGCAGCGGCUUUACUUUGAGUUCCUCCCGGAUGGCAGAGCUUCUCACCCUAUCUUUAAGGGAGGAAACUCAUUCGGGCCGCUUGUACCCGUGAUCUUGUCUUUUCGGUCAUAACCCAAAGCUCAUGACAAUAUGUGAGGAUGGGAACGUAGAUCGACCAGUAAAUUGAGAGCGGGCGAGGACCAUAGACUCGGACUUCUCAUCUCAGCCGCUUCACACUCGGUUGCGAACCGAUCCAGUGAAAUCUGAAGAUCCUGGCCAGACGAAGCCAUCAGGACCACAUCAUCUGCAAAAAGCAGAGAUCUAAUCCUGCAGCCAACAAACCCAAUCGCCUCAACGCCUUGACUGCGCCUAGAAAAUCUGUCCAUAAAAGUUAUGAACGGAAUCGGUGACAAACGGCAGCCUUGGCGGAGUCCAACCCUCACUGGAAACGUGUCCGACUUACCAAGCUCUUGACACCGACAGACAGUCCGAUACCCCAUACUCACUGAGCACUCCCCACAGGACUUUCUGAGGGACACAGUCGAAUGCCUUCUCCAAGUCCACAAAGCACAUGUAGACUGGUUGGGAAAACUACCAUGCAUCCUCAAGGACCCUGCCGAGAGUUUAGAUCUGGUCCACAGUUCCACGACCAGGACAAAAACCACACUGUUCCUCCUGAAUCCGAGGUUUGACUAUCCGGCGUAGCCUCCUCUCCAGUACACCUGAAUAGACCUUACCGGGAAGGCUGAGGAGUGUGAUCCCAUGAUAGUUGGAACACACCCUUGGGUUCCCCUUCUUAAAGAGAGGAACCAGCAACCCGGUCUGCCAAUCCAGAGGCACCGUCCCUGAUGUCCACGCGAUGCUGCAGAGUUCCAAAAUAUUGGAGAAAAUAAUUUCGGUUCAUCCAGGACAGCUCGAAUUUUGUUGUUCAGUCUUCUCCAUUGAACACGAUGUCCGAAAGGAUUUACUCAUUCAUGAACGGAUUAUCUUCUGCAUUUGACCCAUGACCCUUGAUCACCCCCUGGGAGGUGAGGGGAACAGUGGGCGCCCGAGAAUCAUUUUUGGUGUUUAACCCCCAAUUCCAACCCUUGAUGCUGACUGCCAAGCAGGGAGUUAAUGGGUCCCAUUUUUUUUGUCUUUGGUAUGACUCGGCCAGGGUUUGAACUCACAACCUACCGAUCUCAGGGCGGACGCUCUAACCACUAGGCCACUGAGUAGUGUAAGACUAGAUGUAACCAAUCUAAGUCUAAGACUAGAUGUGACCAAUCUAAGUCUAAGACUAGAUGUGACCAAUCUAAGUCUAAGACUAAAUGGGAUCAAUCUAAGUCUAAGAUUAGAUGUGAACGAUUUAAGUCUAAGAGUAGAUGUGACCAAUUUAAGUCUAAGACUAAAUGUGACCAACCCUGAGUCUAAGACUAGAUCAGACCAAUCUAAAUGUAAGACUUGAUCAAACCAAUCUAAGUCUAAGACUAAAUGUGACCAACCCUGAGUCUAAGACUAGAUCGGACCAAUCUAAGUCUAAGAUUUGAUCAAACCAAUCUAAGUCUAAGACUAGAUGUGACCAAUCUAAGUCUAAGACUAAAUGGGAUCAAUCUAAGUCUAAGAUUAGAUGUGAACGAUUUAAGUCUAAGAGUAGAUGUGACCAAUUUAAGUCUAAGGCUAAAUGUGACCAACCCUGAGUCUAAGACUAGAUCAGACCAAUUUAAAUGUAAGACUUGAUCAAACCAAUCUAAGUCUAAGACUAAAUGUGACCAACCCUGAGUCUAAGACUAGAUCAGACCAAUCUAAAUGUAAGACUUGAUCAAACCAAUCUAAGUCUAAGACUAAAUGUGACCAACCCUGAGUCUAAGACUAGAUCGGACCAAUCUAAGUCUAAGAUUUGAUCAAACCAAUCUAAGUCUAAGACUAGAUGUGACCAAUCUAAGUCUAAGACUAAAUGGGAUCAAUCUAAGUCUAAGAUUAGAUGUGAACGAUUUAAGUCUAAGAGUAGAUGUGACCAAUUUAAGUCUAAGACUAAAUGUGACCAACCCUGAGUCUAAGACUAGAUCAGACCAAUCUAAAUGUAAGACUUGAUCAAACCAAUCUAAGUCUAAGACUAAAUGUGACCAACCCUGAGUCUAAGACUAGAUCAGACCAAUCUAAAUGUAAGACUUGAUCAAACCAAUCUAAGUCCAAGACUAAAUGUGACCAACCCUGAGUCUAAGACUAGAUCGGACCAAUCUAAGUCUAAGAUUUGAUCAAACCAAUCUAAGUCUAAGACUAGAUGUGACCAAUCUAAGUCUAAGACUAAAUGGGAUCAAUCUAAGUCUAAGAUUAGAUGUGAACGAUUUAAGUCUAAGAGUAGAUGUGACCAAUCUAAGUCUAAGAUUUGAUCAAACCAAUCUAAGUCCAAGACUAGAUUGGACCAAUCUAUGGGGGUUAAAUCAGUGGUCCCCAACCUUUUUGUAUCCGCGGACCGGUCAACGCUUAAUAAUUGGUCCCGCGGCCCGGGUGGAGGAGGGCUAGGUUUUCCUUUUUCUUAAUUUAUUUUUUAUUUUUUUUAUUUGUCAUGAAAAAGGGACGUUUUUGUCAUGAAAAAUGGAGGUUUUUGUGGUUGGUGCACUAAUUGUAAGUGUAUAUUGUGUUUUUGAUGUUGAUUUAGUGGAAAAAAAAUUAAUAAUUAAUAAAUUAAUAAAAAAUUAUUCUGCGGCCCGGUACCAAUCGGGCCGCGACCCGGUGGUUGGGGACUACUGCGUUAAAUCACCAAAAAUGAUUCCCGGGCGUGGCCACCACUGCUGCUCACUGCUCCCCUCCCUGGUAUGAUCAAGGGUGAGAGGUCAAAUGCAGAGAAUAAUUUCGCCACACAUAGUGUGUGUGUGACAAACAUUGGUAAUUUAACUUUAAGUCUAAGACUAUAUUGGACUAAUCUAAGUCAAAGACUAGAUCUGACCAAUCUCAGUCUAAGACUAAAUGUGACCAACCCUAAGUCUAAGACUAGACGUGACCAAUCUAAGUCUAAGACUAUAUGUGACCAAUCAACGUCUAGAACUAAAUGUGACCUAUAUAAGUCUAAAUGUGAACAAUCUAAGUCUAAGACUAGAUGUGACCAAUCUAACUCUAAGACUAGAUGUGACCAAUCUAAGUCUAAAUGUGACCAAUGUAAGUCUAAAACUAGAUGUGACCAACCCUAAGUCUAAGACUAGACAGAACCAAUCUAAGUCUAGACCUAAUGUGACCAAUAUAAGUCUAAAUGUGACCAAUCUAAGUCUAAGACGAUAUGUGACCAAUCUAAGUCUAGAGCUAAAUGUGACCAAUCUAAGUCUAAAUGUGACCAAUGUAAGUCUAAAACUAGAUGUGACCAAUCUUAGUCUAACACUAAAUGUGACCAAUCUCGGUCUAAGACUAAAUGUGACCAACCCUAAGUCUAAGACUAGACAGGACCAAUCUAAGUCUAAGACUAUAUGUGACCAAUCUAAAUCUAGAACUAAAUGUGACCAAUAUAAGUCUAAAUGUGAACAAUCUAAGUCUAAGACUAGAUGUGACCAAUCUAAGUCUAAGACUAGAUGUGACUAAUCUAAGUGUAAGACUAGAUGUGAUCAAUCUAAAUAUAAGACUAGACGUGACUAAUCCAACUCUAAGACUAGAUGUGACCAAUCUAAGUCUAAGACUAAAUGUGACCAAUCUAAGUCUAAGACUAAAUGUGACCAAUCUAAGACUAGAUGUGACCAAUCUAGGUCUAAGACUAGAUGUGAAUAAUCUAACUCUAAGACUAGAUGUGACCAAUGUAAGUCUAAGACUAAAUGUGAACAAUCUAAGUCUAAGACUAAAUGUGACCAAUCUAAGUCUAAGACUAGAUGUGACUAAUCUAAUAAUAAUAAUAAUAAUAAUGGAUUAGAUUUAUAUCACGCUUUUCUAUUGUUAGAUUGUGACCAAUCUAAGACUAAGACUAGAUGUGACCAGUCUAAGGCUAGAUAUGACCACUCUAAGACUAGAUGUGACCAAUCUAAGGCUAGAUAUGACCACUCUAAGACUAGAUGCGACCAGUGUAAGACUAGAUGUGACCAAUCUAAGUCGUGUCCAAUGUCUGAAUAAAUGAAACUUCAACUCUACUCAAGUCCUUUUGAAGACAUUAUGUACUCGCUCUUUCACAGUCAAAAAGGAUCGUUCAGCAUCAGUUAUAUUUUCCAAGUAUGACGUGUAGAGUGGAACCUAGACCUAUGAACCCCUCUGUUUGCAAACUUUUACAUUGACAAACCUUCCCAUGGAGCCAAACGCGAACCAUGUCUCUGUGUACCAUCGCUUCGCUCAGUCGCUCAUUUUGUGUCGCGCCCGCAGGCAAAAAGCAGGGCGCAGCAUUUUCGGAGGAGGCGGAGCUUUGUCCAUGUUGCUUACUCAAUGCGAGUCCCAAAAAGACAACAGUGCAACGUUACUGUGGAGUUAAAAAAACAAA
Molecule: messenger RNA, 9931 nt
Organism: Nerophis ophidion (straightnose pipefish)
Lineage: Eukaryota; Metazoa; Chordata; Actinopteri; Syngnathiformes; Syngnathidae
Gene: tubgcp5
Product: tubulin gamma complex component 5
Exons: 23
Coding region: 633-3659 (1008 amino acids)
Biological process (GO): cytoplasmic microtubule organization; mitotic cell cycle; microtubule nucleation
Cellular component (GO): equatorial microtubule organizing center; centrosome; gamma-tubulin complex
Molecular function (GO): gamma-tubulin binding; microtubule minus-end binding
Source: RefSeq, a predicted model, not a curated record